AUGGCCAGAGCGAAAACGUCCGGUCAGACAGAUUCUGCUGCCAAAUUUAUCUCAAAAUGGAGCAUCGACCCCAGGUUUUUGAAGGAAAUUACCGACCACUUUAGUCCGUCAGCAGAGCAACUGGAUAUCUACUCCGAUGGUGGCAAGGCCAUCUUUACAAGCUUUACAACGAAGAUCACUGACGGGCAAGAAAUCCUCAAACAACCAGUACACACUUCCGUGGCUAUCGAUAAAAGAGACUUUGAGGAUUUUUCGGCUGAAGAUGAACUUCAUAUUGCCAUUAGUCUGAAGGACUUCAAAGCGAUUAUAACCCAUGCAGAGACAACAGGCGUCCUGAUCACCGCUCGGUACACUCGCCCGUGCAGACCACUGCAGCUUGCAUAUGACUUCGAGGGGGUUAGGACCGAAUUCACCUUAAUGACGACAGGCGAAGAUGAUAGUGAGGACUUCCCAUCAUCGCGAGCAGCCAUUCCCGAGCUGUCCGCAAGACAAACGCCCGCGCCGGUGCACGUCUCUCAGAACAAUGCUGCCUCGAAUAUCGAACCGAUGCCACCUCCUCGGAGUCGAUCAAUUCGACCGCUUACUGGGACAACCAACCGCGUCAAAGAGACUACUAGUGUUGGGAGUCAGCAGCCACCGCCACCAUCAGUUCACUUUGACAGUCUGUUUGUGCCAGCCGAUGACGACAGGCAGUGGGAUGUGCCGAAUGAGGAGGACGAGACUAUGGCUGAGGACACGCUUGGCUGGGACGCUACAGCUGAUCAGACAUUCAACGCAAGCCUUGGGCCUCGCUUGCGAGACACUGAACCCGUUCUGCCACAUGACUCAAACCAGCAAGAGCCUCAGGAAGAAAUUGGCAUUCCUCCAACACAACGCAUUUCACAGGUUCGUGGUCUCGGACUUUUCGAUUAG
This is a messenger RNA of Aspergillus fischeri NRRL 181, 912 nucleotides long. Its product is annotated as putative DNA repair protein rad9. The record is from RefSeq and is a predicted model, not a curated record. Lineage: Eukaryota; Fungi; Ascomycota; Eurotiomycetes; Eurotiales; Aspergillaceae. Bases 1 to 912 code for a protein of 303 amino acids. Gene Ontology annotation, cellular component: checkpoint clamp complex. The transcript is spliced from 5 exons. Gene Ontology annotation, biological process: mitotic intra-S DNA damage checkpoint signaling; cellular response to ionizing radiation; DNA replication checkpoint signaling.